Penicillium verhagenii is the source of this 444-nucleotide messenger RNA. RefSeq names its product V-type proton ATPase proteolipid subunit. Gene Ontology annotation, biological process: proton transmembrane transport. Gene Ontology annotation, cellular component: proton-transporting two-sector ATPase complex, proton-transporting domain. The transcript is spliced from 6 exons. Bases 1 to 444 code for a protein of 147 amino acids. The record is from RefSeq and is a predicted model, not a curated record. NCBI's taxonomy places the organism in Eukaryota, Fungi, Ascomycota, Eurotiomycetes, Eurotiales, Aspergillaceae. Gene Ontology annotation, molecular function: proton transmembrane transporter activity.
AUGGUGUCGGAACUAUGUCCUGUUUAUGCUCCGUUUUUCGGAUCAAUGGGCUGCGUGUCCGCGAUCGUCUUCACUUGCUUCGGUGCUGCCUACGGAACUGCCAAGGCAGGCGUUGGAGUCUGCUCGACGGGCGUCCUACAUCCUGAGUUGAUUGUGAAGAUCGUUUCCGUUCUUGUCGCAAACGAUUUGAAACAGAACCUUGCUUUAUAUACAGGCUUUAUCCAGCUUGGUGCAGGUCUCGCGGUCGGCCUUGCUGGCUUAGCAGCUGGUCUCGCUAUUGGAGUUGUCGGCGAUGCUGGGGUCCGUGGAUCAGCUCAGCAGCCAAGACUGUAUGUCGGCAUGAUUCUGAUACUCAUCUUUGCUGAAGUUCUUGGCCUGUACGGUCUAAUCGUCGCCCUUCUCAUGAACUCACGCGCGAAACAAGAUGUGGAAGAAUGCUUUUAA